Molecule: messenger RNA, 2570 nt
Organism: Helianthus annuus (common sunflower)
Lineage: Eukaryota; Viridiplantae; Streptophyta; Magnoliopsida; Asterales; Asteraceae
Exons: 2
Coding region: 1753-2223 (156 amino acids)
Source: RefSeq, a predicted model, not a curated record
GGUCUAUUUGGACUUCAAUGCCCUAUCUCAAAUUCACGAGAGCCAGGAUUUUCCCAAAUAUCUAAAGUUCUCCAAAUUUGUUACCCAUGUUUUGUCCCGUCGUAACAAUUUGACAGAAGUGUAUUCACUGAAACGAGCCAAGCGGUUGUGAAGAGAAUUGUGAAUUAUGCAUUCUCUCGUAAUAUCCAACAACUGGAUGUGGUAUGCUUGCUAGAGAAUGAUAUGGAAUUUCCUCUUUCCCUCUUUACUUCUCAGUCUCUCAAACAUCUCAGUUUGAGAAUGCUAAAUGACAGAUCUUGUGUAUAUCGUUUUUAUAAUAGUUAUUUAUCAUUAACUUGGGAACUCCCAUCAUUAACAACAUUGGAUCUUCAUUCUGUCACUUUGCGUGAUGACAAUGCUGGUAUUGGUUUUCUUUCAAAAUGUGCAAACUUGAAGAAUCUCACAUUGAGACACAUUAAGACAACUGGAUCCAAUGGUCUGAGUAUCUGCCAUCCUCAACUGUCUAAUAUCACACUUGAGGACACCCACUACUAUAAAGUGAAGGUUGUUACUGUGGUUGCACCUUAACUCCAGAAUCUCACUAUUAGAUCCAAUAAUGCAUUGCAUGUUGUGCUUUCUACACCUCACCUUACCUCCUUGUUCUAUAACGGCUGCCGUCCUUUGCGUCUCUCUACUGACAGUUUGCAUUCUUUGGAGAAGGCGAAUAUUUGUGUUUCCGAUCCUGAAGAUGCAAAUGCUCAUCAAAUAGUUUGUCUACUUCAGCAGCUUCACAAUGUCCACUCCCUUGCACUUAACUUGGAAAUAGCAGAGGUAUUAUAUAAUAGCAUCUUACAAUGAUUAUCAAUCUAAUAGCUACUUUCGUAUUUUCAAAAACUACAAAGAGGUUGAUACAAAACAUUGCAAAGAAAGAGACAUUAAAUGUGAUUAAAGUGCAAUGCUAUAAGGUAAAAUCACACACACACACAACACACACACACACACACAUAUAUAUAUAUAUAUUGUCAAUAUGACUAACCUCAAACUCUUAACUGAAUCGGGGGAAAACAGAUUUUGGAGAAAAUUGGCCACAUGUUAUGUUUAAAUUGGUUUAUAGAUAAAUUUUCUUUGGAAUCGCGACAGAUAUGUACAAUUAAAACGAGAUGUUCAAGUAGUUGAAGGAUUCGCGUGAAAAUUUAUAAAGGUUAAUUUAUGGUUUUAGGCGGUCACUGGGCUAUAUAUGUGACUUUCCCUUGUUAUAUUGUGUCUCCAUGCUAGGCUUUUGUGUAUAACAUAUUGUGAUGAUUGCUUACGUUGAAACCGGUAACUCUUUUUUCAUAAUAAUACAAUGCUAAAACUAGAUAUAGAAACAUGCUUUGAUACUUCUAUUGGCACCAAGCAUCAAGAAAUAUGGACCGUAAACUUUAUUUUCUCAUUCGAUGUUAUUGUUAGCUAAACUCAGUAUUGAGGAUGUAAUUAAACUUGAGAAAGAUAUGUUGCCUACAUUAAUAUAUAGCACACAUGAUAAUGAAAGAUUACAUUAUCUAUUAUCUGUUAUUGUUUUCUAUGUGUAGUUUUUGUUUAUAAAUUUUUUUGUAGCUCUUGUCUUCAUCUGCUAAACAUUUCAUACAUCAACCUUCUCCGUUUGUGAACUUAAAGAGCCUAAAGAUUUACCUGAAUAGAGAAUAUUGGUCCGAACAAGCACCCAUAAAAGUAGCUGUGUCAGCUGAACUCAAAAGCUAUUUGUUAGAUAGUUCUGCAAAGAGCACCUUCACAAUGGUCUUACGUGAGGAGAUUAGAGCACAUGAGCUUAUGGCCGAACUAGAGGUGAUUUUAGAGAAAGAGAAAGACGAUGCCAAGACCAACAUGGCUCACCUUGAGCGAGGAAAAACACAAGUGGAGAGCCAUAAAUCAAAGAGACUGAAAAUUGUGGGGAACAUGGCGCAGAUCAAGAGCUAUUGGGAGAAUCUGGAUGUGCAGACUAACCGAAUGAAAGAAAAAGCCUGUCUCAUUAUAUCGAAGUUGCAAAGCAUUGAAGAAUUACUAAUAAGACUAGAAGGUAUGGGGGCCGGCUUGGCCCGGCUUGGCCCGGCGCCGGACCCCCACACCGCCCCCCUCUUCCGGCUUCCGUCACAAACGGCGACCCACAGCCGGGUCCGCCGUGCCUCCUUCUUCCUUUUCCUCUCACAUAUACCUAUACAUAUAUACAUAUAUAUACAUAAAGGGGUUCAUCCCCCACCCCCCUAGGUCCAUCCCCUCCAAGCCACUCCUACGUGGCGCCUAUGUGGCGGCUCAUCCCCUCCAAGCCCAUCCAAACCAUACCUUCUAGUCUAAGGCUGCCUGCAUCAAACAGGGCUAAGACUGAGACAUGCUUUUAUAGUCUAAUUGCAGAGGCUGACAUUGCCAUUAGUAAAUUAACAGAUGGUAUAAAGAUCCAUUGUGAUGAGAAUCAAAGGCACUUUCAUGAACUUGCUACAACAUUGGAGCUGGUCUUCUUAGCAAAGUGAUUUACCUAAUUCUCGCAAGCGAUAAUUAUAAUAAAAAUGACAAGUGUGGGGUGCUAUAUUGUUCUUUUUUGUUAUACUUUCAGGUCC